Molecule: messenger RNA, 1970 nt
Organism: Pseudomyrmex gracilis
Lineage: Eukaryota; Metazoa; Arthropoda; Insecta; Hymenoptera; Formicidae
Exons: 3
Coding region: 210-1127 (305 amino acids)
Source: RefSeq, a predicted model, not a curated record
CCCGCGAACACGUCUCGGCGCGCGAUCUUCCGUCCCGGUGAGUCGCGAAUGAUACCGAUCGGCGCGAUUCUCUUCGCGCCACGCGAACUGAUGGAUCGCGCGCGUUGCGCAAUAAAGUCAACGAGUGAUUAAAAAAAAAAAAAAAAAAACAAAAUCGUCCAGCAAAAAAAGAAGAGCCCUAACGCGACGGGGAUUCUGCGGGCAAUAGGAUGUCGCGGGGAAUCAGCGUCUACGGGCUGCUCGUCCUGUGCGAGCUGACCAUGUCGGCCAUGGUCUUGCCAAGGCCACCCUCGUCACCUAAUCACAUCCGCCAGGAUCAGGACUUGUCCUCGCGCAAAGCGCUCGAAGGCAAGUCUCUGCACGGCGGCCCACGAGCCGCCGUCGCCGCCGCCACCAACGUGGAGAGACCCGACACCGAGGACUACAGACUUCUCGAGAUCGAGCUGCAGACCGCGGACGAGAUGAACGCCGCGAAUCUUCAGGGUCUGGUGCGCGCGAUGCUGAAGCAGCAAACGCCAACCGACGGCUAUCCGCACCCCGAGGUGAUUCCGCAUUCGAUCGUCGGCGUGCGCGACAUGGGACUCGGCCUCAAUUAUCGCCUCGACACCUUCGACGACGACAAACGCGUCCUGCUGAGUCCGCCGAAGUUGCAGAGCCUCGACGAGAAACUGUACUACCUGAAGAGCGGCAGGCCGAAGGUCUACGUGAACGUGCGCGGUCACAGCGGCUCGUUCCGGAAAGACACCACCGCGCCUACGGCGACUACGAGCGACGGAGCGGGAUUCCUCAGGGUCACGCGGCCCUUCGAGCGGCAGACCGACUGGAAGGUGCGCGACAAAAAGGCACGGCCGCCGAAAAAAUUCGAUCGUCACGUAGACGGAAUCAUUCCGAAGAGCGUGGAAAUCGACAGGACGAACGAUCAAGCGGUAUUUUACGAAGCGAUCGACGACGAGCUGUCGACCACGGAAAACUCGAUGGUCACCUCAAGCGAGCUGCCGAAACAGAUACCCGCGCCGCCCAGCAAGAUCCGCGGACGGGCUCUGAUGAUGGCGCAGACCACGCCCGUGCAGAGGUACGCGCUCCGAAGAACGGACAUUCUGCCGGGAUACGGCUUCGUCGAGGAAUGAUCGGGAGAGCCGCUUUCGUGAAACACGAUUCUUUUUUCUUUUUUUCCGAAAAGAGAACGCGACGACGACGCGCGUCUCGCGAAGACAAUAUUCCCGAUCGCGUUCCGCGUUGCGAUUCAAAAGUACAAAAAAAAAGUGCAACAAAGAAGAUUGAUCGAUGGCAAUCAAAAAGAAACAAAAACCAAACACAAAGUUACAAAAGAAGCAAAAGAUAAGAAAAAUUACAAGAUUAAAUUAAUUAAAAUAUUUUCUUCAAUCGAAACGUCUAUCGAUUUCCGUUUGUCACUUUGCUAAUGCGAUAUGAUCCAAAAUAUUUUAUUCGACUCACGUAUUUGAUCUUUUUAUUUUUAUAUAUAAGCAUUACUAAUAUGUUGUUUAACCUCGAUGAGAGGGGGGAGGGCUAGCUGUGAUUGCAUGAAAAAAAAAAAGUUUUGUUUCGCCUCGUGGCGCGGACUUAACGUUCCCGAUAUUAAAUUCGACGUCGCGAGUACCGGCCUUGAGUUUAAUCGAUGCGAAGCAUAAAAAGCUUACGAUAGGAGUAGCGGUAAUAUAUAAGCAUCGUUUUAUUUAUACAGAUUAAUAUAUGCUUGUGUAAUAUAGAUAACUAAUAUAGAGCUCUAAGAGAGUAUAAAUAAUAAUAAUAAUAAUAAUGAUAAUAUGAAAGAUUUUACGAAUAAAAUUUGCAAUUUAGUAACGAAAAGAAAAGCGCGAAAUAUUUUUCAGUCCAAAAUAUUUUUACGAUUCUCUCUUUACACAUACGUUGCUCUUUGACUAUGACUCAACCUUUAUCUCUAACGAAUGAAGACAUAAAAGACGACGCAGUAUGCUAAUGUCGGCAACGAG